Molecule: messenger RNA, 1658 nt
Organism: Daphnia pulex (common water flea)
Lineage: Eukaryota; Metazoa; Arthropoda; Branchiopoda; Diplostraca; Daphniidae
Gene: Vps16B
Product: spermatogenesis-defective protein 39 homolog
Exons: 6
Coding region: 167-1522 (451 amino acids)
Biological process (GO): intracellular protein transport; vacuolar transport
Cellular component (GO): cytoplasm
Source: RefSeq, a predicted model, not a curated record
UGAGAAAUAAAGAAAACAAGCAGAUAAAAAUAACAAAUUUGUUGUGGUUUGAGUUGAAUGAGUUAGCUAGAUCUGAUUGUGUCUCAAUUGACUUGUUUUCGUUUUAGGUUUGAUUUGAUUAAUGCACAUGCUUAGCUUUUUCACAUUUUUCUAAAACAAAUGUAAAAUGGAUAAACCCGAAGAUGAAAAAUACUGGUCGUCAUCAGCCACAAAAGGAUUUGAUUUUGAUUCCGAAGAAACCGAACAUUCUGAUGACAUAUUUGGAGCAACUCCUCUGCAGACUGCUCAGCUGUCUAAGCAGGUCAAGCAAAACAUUCCACAACAUUCAUCCCCAACAAGUGUACCUCAUACGAAACUGUCUCAAUCUUUGUCAUCACUUAGUACUAGCAGCAAUUCAAGCUUCAAAUUCACAACAAGACAACCUAGUAAACAGUGUGAAGUAACUUGUAAACUACUUUCAUCAACUGUAAAUGAUGAAACUCUUUCUAGUCCAAAAGAUGUGGUCAGAUCCAUAUUUUUGGGAAUGUCUUUUGAUUUAAGCUGCUUUAAAAAACUGAGUGACAAGACAGUCCUGCUAGAUGAAGCUCUGAGACUUGGAGAUAGUGAUGUCAUAUGUGCAGUGCUUCUUUUUCUUCAGAAGAGUCUGCAUCAGUUGGUUUUGUUUCCUCUUCUUAAAGAAAGACAUGUUGCAGCUCGAGAGUACAUUGCAAUCUUGGAAAAGCAAAAGUCUUUUAAAGAAGCAGCAAUGCUGUGUGCUGACUUGCAAAAUAGUAAAGAAGCUGCUGUUCAUUUGUACAACAGUUGCUUUAGAGGAGGGGACCAAAAUCUUCAGCAGUCACUAGAACAUAUAAAUAAAAAUGAAUUGAAGAAUCUGAAACAAAUUGAAGUUGAGUCCGAGAUUGUGAAGGAGCAUAUCCAGUUACUGGAGAGACAAUAUCCUAUUGCAGUCAGCAGAUCUCAACCCCAUCAAUCCGAAAAACAGAAAGACAAAACGUCGCCAUUUGUGGGUAAACCUGUCUCCGCCGACAAUUUAGUUGGAUCUUCAUUACUUUCUACUUUACAAUACUGUUGUCGCUACAACUGGGAUGCUCCUGAAAACCUGUUGGCUUCUCCCGUGGGACUAAAAAAAACUUUCAGGUUAACGGAAAGACAAUACAUUUGGAACGCAUUUAUCGGAAGGCUCUUAAUGAAUGAGGAUCCAAUUAAAAUUCUUCUCGUUAAGGGAAUGUUUGGAGCUCCCAAAAUAUCUGCAAAUCUAUCAAUUACAAGAAUCCUGGAAAUCGCUUCGAAUUUGAAUGGGAAUCCAAACCUUUUUGACCAAUUAAUACCGUUGACUGAAACAUCUGACAAACGAUACCAUUUAGCAAAGCGCUACCAACGACAUCGCAUCGUGAUUGAUGUUCUGAUCAGCAACAAGGACCGAAUAAGUUUACUUCAAUACAGAGAUUCAAUUGACGAUCAAACAGAAAUAGACUACAUCAAUAACACUUUAAGAGUAUCGAGCACCCGAUGGAAAAACUAGAAUUCCUAACCAUCGUCUUCCGAAAAUGGAAAAUAUCUCACUUUUAUUUCUGUCCAGAUGUUUAUUUUACUUAUUGAAUUAUUUCCAACUACCGUCUAUUCAACUUUGCCUUGUAAAUAAACUAUUUGAUAUCAGA